Iphiclides podalirius (scarce swallowtail) is the source of this 681-nucleotide messenger RNA. NCBI's taxonomy places the organism in Eukaryota, Metazoa, Arthropoda, Insecta, Lepidoptera, Papilionidae. The record is from the annotation of a GenBank genome assembly.
AUGGCUGAGUAUUUAGCCGCUAUAUUUGGUACAGAAAAGGACAAGGUAAAUUGCUCCUUUUAUUUUAAGAUAGGAGCAUGUCGACACGGUGAUCGUUGUUCCCGUAUACACAACAAACCAACAUUUUCACAAACAGUGUUAUUACAAAAUUUGUAUGUGAAUCCACAAAAUUCUGCAAAAUCGGCUGAUGGGAGUCAUUUGGUUGUGGCAAACGUCUCUGAUGAAGAGAUGCAGGAGCAUUAUGAUAACUUCUUUGAAGAUGUUUUUGUUGAGUGUGAAGAUAAAUAUGGAGUCAUAGAGGAAAUGAAUGUAUGUGACAAUUUAGGAGAUCACUUGGUGGGGAAUGUGUACAUUAAGUUUCGCCGUGAGGAAGAUGCAGAGAAAGCUGUCAGUGACCUUAACAACCGUUGGUUUGGAGGGCGGCCAGUAUAUGCUGAAUUGUCUCCCGUGACGGAUUUUCGUGAGGCUUGUUGCCGCCAAUACGAGAUGGGAGAAUGUACAAGAAGUGGUUUUUGCAACUUCAUGCACCUCAAACCUAUCUCAAGGGAAUUAAGAAGGUACCUAUAUUCGCGCGGCAAGAGCGGCCGCCGCUCCCGCAGCCGUUCGCGCGAGAGACGCCGCCGCUCGCGCUCCCGCGAACGCCGCCGCGAGCCCCCCCGCAACUCGCGCUCCGGCCGCUAC